This is a messenger RNA of Arctia plantaginis, 1065 nucleotides long. The record is from the annotation of a GenBank genome assembly. Lineage: Eukaryota; Metazoa; Arthropoda; Insecta; Lepidoptera; Erebidae.
AUGUGUGUGGGAAGGACAAGUGUAUCAAUGCUCCUGUUAUCCAUUGUGUUUAUAACAUUUUAUAAUUCGUAUACAAAUACUCAAAUAUGUACCAAGUCAAAAGUGACUUCGGAAGAUCGCUUGGAAAUAUAUACUGCAUCGAAAAGAGAACAUUAUAGAAAACCUCGUUGUUGGUUCAGGUGCAAACGUACUAGAUGGGUCUACCGCAAUAUAACCAGGACAAAAACCAUAACUGUGAAUACUCCAUAUAAUGAUUGCUGUCCAGGUUACGUCAAAGAUGAAAAUUACAGGACACUCCAGUGCAAACCCGUUUGCUCCAAGGCUUGUGAACAUGGUUUCUGCCAAAGUCCUGAAAAAUGUGCCUGCAAUGAAAACUAUGCACCAGAUUUGAACAAUAAGUAUAAAUGUACGCCAAUUUGCGUGAAGAGUUGUGGACAUGGUAAUUGUAUUGCACCAGAUACUUGUAAAUGCAACAGGGGAUACAGCUUUAUGAACAACACGUGUACGCCAGUCUGUAUUAAGCCAUGUACCAACGGCAUUUGUGUAGCACCAGAUACUUGUGAAUGUUUGUCAGGAUAUAAAAAGCCUAGCAAAGAUAAGACAGCUAGCCAGCUAGCUAAUGUAUGUGAACCUCACUGUUCUAGUGGCACGUGCAUAGCUCCAGAUACUUGUGAAUGUUUGUCGGGAUAUAAAAACUCUAGCAAAGAUAAGAGAGCAAGUUAUGUAUGCGAACCUCACUGUUCUAGUGGAUGUCUUCAUGGUAGCUGUGUCAGUCCAGAAAUCUGUGUUUGUGAUUUAGGAUAUUACGAGUAUAAAAACAACUUCACUUGUGUGGCUAAUGAUUCGUCUUCGAUUAAUAUGGCAAGACUGGACGGCUGGACAAGGUAUAAUUGGAUUUAUGCGGUAGCGGCGUUACUAGGAGCAGUAGUCAUAACAAUUUCUUUGUAUUUAUAUGUAACAUGCCGGAAAAGAAAUUUGACGCAAAGGAAUGUUGAUGAAGCUGAAUUAGAAGUAAGGCAAGCUGUUUUAAAGAAAUUCUUCAGAAAAGCGACAACCUCACUAUAA